Molecule: messenger RNA, 3789 nt
Organism: Astrephomene gubernaculifera
Lineage: Eukaryota; Viridiplantae; Chlorophyta; Chlorophyceae; Chlamydomonadales; Astrephomenaceae
Source: the annotation of a GenBank genome assembly
GAUGGCGGCGGGAAUCGGGGGGUGGAGGGACGCGGGGAGGGAGGGGAGGAGCAAGAGGGCAUGGGAAUGACUGGUUGCGCCCGCGGUGCGUGUUAACUGGUGUGUGCUUGGACUGCUGUUCUGUCUUUGAAGCGACGGGGAUUACGUUGCAGUUGGCAGGUCGCCGUGAGGCAUGGCGGUGUGUCAACAUUCGGUCUCAGCAGCGGCAACCGAUAAGCCAACAGCUUAAUUUUGGCAAUGGUGGGAAAAGAAAGGUGAUGGCGAUAUGUAUAUGGUUAAGUUGGUGCGGGUUGGUGUCUGUUGGUGUUGGCGUUGGUUCUUGCUCGCGACAGCUGCUUGAUAAGGCUCCUGCGAGCUUUCUUAGGAAGACGCUUCACACAGGACGGGCCCUUUGUGUAAGGGCGUGACGAUGAAGAAUAGUAGUGCUGAUGAUGGCUGUGUGAUGGCGGUUGAUAUUGAUCAUGGUUCGAUAUUGACUAUAUUAGUGUUCACCUGACUGUGAACAGCUCGUUAGGUGCUCCGGUAAAUGCCUUGUACAGCUUCUAGGUCUGUCACGCAUGCCUUGAGGCCUUUUUCCGGGGACAAACGCGGCGUACAAAGGUGUUGUCAUUUAUGUUUUUCGCUUUGGAAAUAGCGUGUUGGGAUAGCAGGGAACGCCAUUGUUGCAGGGUUUGAGCUGUCAACGGUCAAGUUUAAACAGGUUCGACGUUUAAGGCAAGAAGGGAACGGCACAAUGAAUAAGGUCAUCUCUUUUCCCGAAUGUCGGCUACGCUUGCUACUAAUUGUGCAUGGUUAGAGCUUUCUUGCUGAUUUACUCCCUAUUAUCCGCUGAGCUCUUAUUAUGGGCGUCUAAGCCGGUCAGUAGCUGUGUACCUGCGUAGCUUGGCAGACAGAGCGUUUGUGGUGAGAGAAUUUUUGAGGGACGAUUUUGAGGGAAGCCCGGUCGUACGACAUAAUGUGAAGAAUGGACGUACAAAUAGCGCUGCUGGUUGCUUUACGUGAGCUGAAGUGCAUAAUUCGUACCCCUUUGUUGCUGUGCCGUACCGGUAAUGGGGCACUGUCGUGGCAACAUUCCCGUAGCGGUGUUCCGGCCCCCCUAGGCCCCCUUGCUUUCGAGUCGUUGCUGCUUAGUCGCCGCUCCUGACCACUGGAAUGCCGUUGUGACAGACGGUCAGUUACGGACACAUAGGGUUGGACUGGUGCAACGUAGGAUGAAUGGAUGAUGGUCCGUACUGGCCGUUGCGGUUGGUUGGCGGUGGUUGGCGGGCAGGGGCAGAAGUUGUGGGUGGGCGUGAUGAGCUGCAUUCGCGCAUUUCUUGUUGUCAGCAGCGCUGAGAACAGUGCUGGCAACCAGAGAGCUUGUCAUUUGCCGAUGUCUAGGGCGGGUUUACCUUUCCUAGACUCCUUCCUCUUUCCGGCGUUGGUAACCGUUUGUGUGUGGGCACGGGACUAUAGGUGUCGCUUUUGGCAACCGGAAACCUAAUGUAUCAUUUUGAGUGUCAACUAAAAAUGGGGUUUUGGAGCGCAUGUACGACAGGGAGCAGAGCAGUCGCCACCAGGCUUGCGAGUGGACGGUGCUAGACGUUUUGACCUUGGUUAAACAGUUUGCCCUCAGCUGGCCUUUCAGGUCUUUGCCGCUGAGUUUCCGUGCGCAGUUAGGAAGGCGCUGACUUUUGCGUAGUUGCAGACAGUUCUUAAGUAUGGCUGCAGCUGUAGGUAGGCGAGCCUUUUGUUUUGGCAGGAAGCCCAUCAGCGGGCCAAUUCAAACAGAAACGCUAAACGGAGGCAGGCUCGCGAGACGCACAGGCGCGGUUAUGAGUUGCUAUCACGUUACCAGUCUUGGGAACAGCUUCGCAAUCAGGGGACAGCUCUGCAAGAAGAAUUGGCCGCGCUCCCAGGGCCCAGCAACGCAGCGGCCGGAGCAGCGCCGGCUCACAUCCACAACGCCGAAGCAGAGGCACCGGAGGAAAUUGACAAUGCACACCGGCCCUCCCGCCAUGCCCGGUACGGGGUCGCUGGCAAUCGCAAGGGCAGCGCCGGCGAGGGACGUGGGUGUGGCACCCAGCGCCGUAUCCGUCCCACCGACAGCGGUUGUACGGGCUCUCGAUCGCCUUGAGAACGCGGGCUUGAGCGAUGCAGCUCGCAAAGUACGGCGCCUCGCGAGCCUGGAGCUGGCAAGACGGGAAAUCAGGGAGCCUGUAUCCGCUGACGAGGCAGCGGAAGUCUGGAGGACGGUGCUAGAGCGGCAGCUGGCGGCUCUGCAGGACGAAGAAGACAGCGAACAGCACCAGCCUCAGCGCCAGCAACGGCAGCAGCAGCAAUUGCCGCAAGACCGGCGGCCGGCAGUCGCCACCCUGCAGAACGACCAACGGCACCCUGCCAUAGGGAACGCACGCUGGAGUGCCGGCCUGAACCUACAGGGCCUUCCCGGCAGCAGCAGGCUGCAAGCAUUUGGGGCAGCGUCAGCAGGCCUGGGAGGCCUAGGGGGACUGGGCCUCACGCUGGGGGGCAGUGGCGGGGACUUAAACAGCAACUCUUCAGUGCUGGGCCUCGGCCACCUACCCCUCGGCUCAGCACCGCCGUCCGCUCUGGGCCCCCUGGCGGCAACCGUUCAGCGUGAAGGGGCCUGGGCAGACGUGUUCGACCGCAUCCCAGGCCUCAGCAGCCUGGUCUCGCUGGCGGACGUCAGCUUCGCAUCCCGGGACCAGGCGACCUUCACGCACAAGGCAGACAGUCAUCUCCGCUCCCUGCAGCAUCUCGCGUCCCAGCUGGAAGCGGCCAAACACUGCGCAUCCUCUUCGGAGGAGCUCUCGCUGCUCUUGGCCAAGGCCGCGCAGGUGUGGGAGGAGGCUUUUCGUACACAAGAGGUCCUCCGGCAGGUGCAGAAUGCAGCCCGUGUCCUGCCCUUCAAGGACGUCAUGGACGUAUUCAGCAAGGGCUCUCCCCUCACACAGCAGUUCCUAGCCGCCCUGUCGCAAUUUACGGACAGCCAGCGCCAGCACCUCUUCGGGAAGUUCGCCUCAGCCGCCGCUCCCGCGGCGGCUUACCCGCCGCCCCCGCCUCUUCCACUCCCGCCGGCCCCAGCACAGCCCCGUGCCCCACGCGACAACGGCUGCUUCUACUGCAAGAGGCCCGGACACAGCUACCGCGGCUGCCGAGAGUUGCGGUCGCUGGAACCUGGGGCCCAAACGGCAGCAUUCGCAGAAUGCGCCAAGCAGGAGCAGGCAGCCCGCCGGCCGGCUUAGGACGCGGCAGCGUCAGCUGGGGGCGAGGUCGCCCCGGCGCCAACGGCGCCCCCCCUCCAUCCAGCCGCCGGCAGUACGGCCGGCGGUGGGGCAGCUGACGCAAUUACGGCAGGGAUGGAGACACCAGAAGGUAAGCGUGUACGCGACCUACGGCGGACUGGGGCCCUGCGCGGGUGACAAGCAAUGUGCUGUUGCGUGUGUCCAUGUGGCGCGACCCUGCCCGAGGGGAGAAGGGCCUGCCUGCGUCUACCUGCUGUCUAGUCUGUGGUGUACGCGACCUACGGCGGACUGGGGCCUUGCGCGGGUGACAAGCAAUAUGCCGUGGCAUGCACCGGGGUCGUGUGGCUCUGCCUGAAGGAAGAAGGGCCUGACGGUGUUCGCAUGUGGUUCAAUCGGUGGUGUACGCGACCUACGGCGAACGGGGGCCCUGCGAGGGUGAACACCCAAAGCGUAACCUUGACCUGUGCCUCAUGCAGUUUGGUGGAUGCCUGACUCGGCGGCGGAAACGCCGUCGGCCGGCCGCUGGUUCGGCCCAGGGGGCGUG